Molecule: messenger RNA, 195 nt
Organism: Blastomyces dermatitidis ER-3
Lineage: Eukaryota; Fungi; Ascomycota; Eurotiomycetes; Onygenales; Ajellomycetaceae
Product: nitrate reductase-like protein
Exons: 1
Coding region: 1-195 (64 amino acids)
Source: RefSeq, a predicted model, not a curated record
AUGGCCAUCUGGGAUGAACAAUUUGUGGAGGCUGUUUCGUUUGCUCAGAGUGGGAUUCAACGGCAGAAGGCGUGGGCGACGCAGCAUGUUAAGGUUAAGAGUCCGCAGACACUGCUGGUGCCGAUGGUGAAGCAGGGGGAUCUGCAUAUGCCGGAAUCGAGUAUUGCCGGGCAGAUUCGUGAGCGGACGAAGUAA